Molecule: messenger RNA, 1402 nt
Organism: Aegilops tauschii subsp. strangulata
Lineage: Eukaryota; Viridiplantae; Streptophyta; Magnoliopsida; Poales; Poaceae
Source: RefSeq, a predicted model, not a curated record
GGCUAGAUAAGCCCGCGUGGCCAUUAAUGGCGGUGGUUGCGGCGCCAUUACGCACGGUAGGUGAGGUGAGAGGUCGGGCGGUAGGUGAGACUUCCAUCAAACUUCUGCGUCACCACCAGUAAGCAAUCUAAAGCCCGGCAUGUCUCAGCUCUUGGAAUAUACGUAUGUACAGCCUGAGAAGGAGAAGCGCUAUCCGCUGCCACCGUCGGUGCUCCUCGUUGCAUCAACCCUUCAGUUUGCCAGGAUUGGUUUCUGCGAUUUCCCAAAAGAUGUUGCACCUUCGCUGAAUUUCCCUUUCCUCAGGCAGCUCAACCUAUGGCGGGUCUCCAUUUCCGAGGAUGUCUUCUCUGUGGUGCUCUCUGGCUGCCGUGUCUUGGGUAACUUAUAUCUGUCAGAGAUUCGUGAUGUGGAUUGCCUCAGCAUUAGCUCGCCAAGUCUCAGGAUCAUCGUCAUCAGCUAUUUGUUUGAGGGCAAAGGAGAAUUGCUCAUUAAGGAGGCCCCUUGCCUUGUAAGGUUGCUAUUAAGUUGUCCAGGCGGUGAGAUUAUUCGGGUUCUUAGGGCGCCUAAAUUGGAGAUAUUGGGCCUUUUGUCUCCCUGCAUUCCAGAAAUUGAUAUUGCUAAUAUAGUCUUCAAGGGAUCGAUCCCAUCCAGGUCUGAAAACCCAAUAUGCACUGUAAAGGUUUUGGCUCUCCAUUUCUCGAGGCCUAAUUUGGAUGCAGUUCUUGACAUCCUUAGAUGCUUCCCCUGCUUGGAAAAGCUCUAUGUCAUUUGGGACGAUUAUGUGAAGGCAGAGAUGAAAAAUGUGCGUCAGUAUGAGCCACUAGAUCCGAUCAAAUGCCUUGAGAGCCAUCUCAAAGUACUGGUGCUGACAAAUUACAAAGGUGGUGAGGAAGAUGUUGGAUUUGCAAAGUUCUUCGUUUUGAAUGCGGAAGUGGUAAAGGAAAUCAACUUUGGAGUGUGUAAGAAUAUUGAUAUCGACAUGAAAUGGAUGACCGACCAACUCAUGCUGCUAGAAGCGGAAAAUAGAGCUUCUCAAGACGCCCGAUUGAAAUUUGGAAGCAGUUCUGCUAGUUGGUUUGGCAGUUUGGAUACCCGGGACCUGUCAAUUGCCGACCCUUUCAGCUAUUGUUUUGUAGAUAGGGUAGACGCCCUUUCAGAAGCAUAUCUGUGAUCUGUCAAUGGCCUAUCUCAUUGAUUGCUUCGUUUGCAGAUUACGUUGAUACCUGAUGGUUGUGCUGUCUUUUGUCUGAAAGAGAGGAGUAUGGAUGCAACCUAGUUUAUUCUAGUUUCAGUUAGCAGUGCAUGCUUGUGUUAACAGUUUACUAGUUUCAAUCAGCGCUUCAUGCUUGUAUUGAAGACUAAUUAUCCUUUCUUUUUCACCCAGAAGUAUGUGAGUUUCUUA